AGUUGCUCGAUCAUUUUCAAGGUUCAGCCUUCUAGAGUUUCUUGUAAUUGUCGUUUAAGAAGUGAGUUUUUAAAUAGAAAUUCACAUGAUGAGGGUUCUUGUAAUUUACGUUCAAGAAGUUUGUGUUUAUCAUAGGCCAUAUUUUCUUAGUCAUAUCAAUGUCACAUGUGAUGAUAAUGUUGUGCUUUAGUUCUGGUUAGAUGAACUUUCAUUGAAGAAUAAUUAUGGUAAAGCAAUGGCCUCCAAGUCCACAUCAGAAAUUUAAAAAGGUUGAAUUAUCUUCCGGGAUGAAGAACCAUCAGGUCAGAUGUUCGGAAACUUUACCAGGAAGUGAUCCUUCUAUAGGGAGGAGAACAUGGGGAGGAGAAUAUAACUGGAAUUCAAAAGUUGCAUUGCUUCAUGGGUUGAAAAAUGAUUCUGGGAAGUUUAAUUCUUGUAAAGGAGCCCACCUGGGGAAAAGGCAUUUGUGGUUUCGUAGGCAUGUUAGAUCAAUUGCAUGUAUGUUUGUAUUGCUGAGUUUCUUUUUCCUGCUUGAUUCUCUUAUGGUGUCAAUAUUUGAUUCGGUAAAUAUUCGGAAUAGUUCAACCUCGAAAGAUUCAAGAGGGCUUGAGGAGAAUACUGUUGCCUACGUGAACAAAGAUAAACCGCCAAUAAAGAUGCAUGGCCGGCUUCUGAGUUUGGCUUCCAGUGCUCUAGAAGAGAAAGAGAUCAAGCAAGAAAAAGCAAAUUUCUGGAAGGAACCAUAUCAGCAGGCAGCUUUAUGGAAACCCUGUGCUGAUAGGAGAACUCCGAAUAUAGGGAAGCCUGACAAAACUAAUGGCCAUAUUAUGGUGAGUGCAAAUGGUGGUCUCAAUCAACAACGAGUUGCUAUUUGCAAUGCAGUUGCUGUGGCAUCUUUGCUUAAUGCGACUCUAGUUCUUCCGAGGUUUCUUUACAGCAAUGUAUGGAAGGAUCCCAGCCAGUUUGGUGAUAUCUACCAAGAGGAGUAUUUUGUGAACAUGGUGAAGGAUGAAAUAAAUAUUGUCAAAGAGCUUCCUCCUCAUUUGAAAUCUAUAGAUAUUGAAGCAAUCGGCAGCCUAAUUACUGAUGCAGAUAUUGUGAAGGAGGCUAAGCCCAUUGAUUAUGUUAGAAAAGUACUUCCUCUCCUAGCGCAGAACGGAAUCGUUCACUUCCUUGGAUUUGGAAAUCGACUAGGCUUUGAUCCAUUGCCUUCCAAUCUUCAGAGAUUGAGGUGCAAAUGUAACUUCCAUGCGUUGAAGUUUGUCCCAAAAAUUCAACAAGCUGCUUCAACAUUGGUCACAAGGAUAAGAAAAUAUCAUUCUGCACGCAGUGUUCUGGACAAACAAUUGCUUGGAAACUUCAUGCCCAACACUCCCUCCAAACAUCAUGGCAGUGAAAGAGAUCCAUCUAAAUAUCUUGCUUUACAUUUGAGAUUUGAAGAGGAUAUGGUGGCCUACUCCCAAUGUGAUUUCGGAGGUGGAGAAAACGAGAAAAAGGAACUUCAAUCAUACAGAGAAAUCCAUUUCCCUCUGCUGAUUGAACGAUUGAAGAACUCGAAGCCUAUUUCUCAGGCAGAGUUGAGAAAGCUGGGGAGAUGCCCACUGACACCCGAAGAAGCAGCACUUAUUCUAUCUGCUCUUGGUUUUAAGCGUGGAACUUACAUUUAUCUAGCUGGCUCUCAAAUAUAUGGAGGAAAAUCCAGGAUGGAUCCCUUCACCAGCCUCUAUCCAAAUUUGGUAACCAAGGAAACACUCCUCACAAAAAGUGAACUUGAACCUUUUACGAAUUUCUCCUCUCAGCUGGCAGCACUGGAUUUUAUUGCCUGUGCAACUGCUGAUGUAUUUGCCAUGACCGACUCUGGGAGCCAACUAUCAUCUCUGGUGUCCGGAUUCCGAACUUACUAUGGUGGCGGGCAUGCUCCUAACUUGCGACCUAACAAGAAGAGGCUUGCAGCAAUUUUGUCAGAGAACAGCACCAUAGGAUGGAAUGAAUUUGAAGAUAGAGUAAGAAAGAUGAUUGAGGAAGGUCAAAGGGUGCGUGUAAGGGGGUAUGGUCGAAGUAUUUAUCGACAACCAAGGUGCCCAGAAUGCAUGUGCAGAUCAUACUAGAUGUCCUCUGAAUGCUUUUUGAGAACCUUUUAUUCCAAGGAAGGCAAUAUAGAGUUGUAAAUUUUUGUCCCCCUUUUUUUUACUCAUUCAUUCCAUUCAUAAGUUUCAAUAAAUUUUUAUCAUUGUAAUUAAAUAUAAUAGUGUUUGUCGUAUAAGUUAA
Molecule: messenger RNA, 2268 nt
Organism: Pistacia vera
Lineage: Eukaryota; Viridiplantae; Streptophyta; Magnoliopsida; Sapindales; Anacardiaceae
Product: O-fucosyltransferase 8
Exons: 10
Coding region: 225-2108 (627 amino acids)
Source: RefSeq, a predicted model, not a curated record